UCUGGAGGGAGGAGGAGGAGGAGAGAGAGAGAGAGAGAGCGAGAGAGAGAGAGAGAGAGAGCGAGAGAGAGAGAGAGAGAGAGAGAGAGAGAGAGAGAGAGAGAGAGAGAGAGGACACCCGCCCGGAACUGCAAAGCCAACAGAAGUUUUGUGUACAUGAAUUGUUGACUGCUUCAGUUGGACUCAUUCUUUAUCACUGGUGGCAGAUGCUGCAUAUGCCCAGGUUGUGAGCAUGCUCAGUGUGCCCUGUGUGUUGAAGAGAGGAACCAGCCAGUGAAGCAAAAUGAAAUCACCUCACCUGAGUGACGAAAAAUAAUUGAGAGUGGGACUGGACUGGGGACCGGACCCUGACUGCUGCUGGUGCUCAGGAUGGGCUGUACCUGCAGCAAACGAAACCAGGCCAGCGGUUCGAGUCCUCCCUCCCUGCACAGAGCGAGCCUGCAGCUAACCAAACACACCCCAGGACCAGCACUUCCUGUACCAGAUCAGCCGCGAGCAGAAGCUUCUCAUCUUGGUAAUGCAGAAAAAGACGUUGUCAUCGCGCAGUGGGACUUCAAACCAAUCAACAACGAUGACCUGAAAAUGAAUAAAGGAGACAAACUGAAGAUUAUAGAGGAGAAUGGUGCUUGGUGCUUGGCCCGCUCCCUGGUCUCUGGAGAAGAGGGUUAUGUGCCGUCUUCAUACGUGAGCACGCCGGGGUCACAGGAGGAGGAGGGGUGGUUAUUUAUAAAUUUGAGCCGCAGGGACACAGAGCGCCUCCUGCUGGCACCAGGGAACAGUGUAGGAUCUUUUCUGAUCCGAGAGAGCGAGACAACCAAAGGGGGGUUCUCUCUGUCCAUCAGGGACUGUGGAGCUGCAGAACAGGGGGACGUUGUGAAACACUACAAAAUCCGAGCCCUGGACCACGGUGGAUACUACAUUUCCCCGACCUCCACCUUCCCCUCUCUGCAGGAGCUGGUGCAGUAUUAUCAAAGGACGGCAGAUGGCCUGUGCCAGCGCUUGGUGGCGCCGUGCCGCUCGGGGAUGCCAGAGCGCUCGUGGGCGCUGGACGAGUGGGAGAUUCCUCGGCACACGCUGCGCAUGGUGCAGAAGCUGGGGGCGGGGCAGUUUGGCGAAGUGUGGAUGGGCUAUUAUAAGAACAGCCAAAAGGUGGCGAUAAAGAUGCUGAAGGAGGGCAGUAUGGAGCCGGAGGCUUUCCUGCAGGAGGCCAACCUGAUGAAGCAGCUGCAUCACGACCGUCUGGUGCGCCUGUACGCCGUCGUCACCCAGGAGCCCAUACUCAUCAUCACUGAGUUCAUGGCCAACGGAAGUCUGCUAGACUUUCUGAAAACAGACAGUGGAAAGAAGCUGAAGAUUCCUAAGCUGAUAGAUAUGUCAGCACAGAUUGCGGAGGGCAUGGCGUAUAUCGAGCGCAAAAAAUACAUCCACAGGGACCUGCGAGCCGCCAACAUCCUGGUGUCUGAAACACUGCACUGCAAGAUCGCCGACUUCGGCCUGGCCAGGAUCAUCGAGUCCGAGUACACAGCACAGGAAGGAGCCAAGUUUCCCAUCAAAUGGACAGCACCAGAGGCCAUAAACUACGGCACCUUCAGCAUCAAGUCCGAUGUGUGGUCGUUUGGUGUUCUGCUCACAGAGAUAAUUACACACGGGAGAACACCUUAUCCAGACAUGACCAACCCUGAGGUCAUCAGAAACCUGGACCACAGCUACCGCAUGCCGCGGCCGGAGAACUGUCCCGAGGCGCUGUAUGACAUCAUGAUGACAUGCUGGCGGGAGCGGCCCGAAGAUAGGCCUACGUUUGAGCACCUGCAGGACAUCCUCAACGACUUCUUCAUCGCCACUGAAGGCCAAUACGAAAUGCAGUCCUGAAAGUGGGGCUGCCAACUGCUGUGGCAUUAGCGUCGCGGUAACAAGCACCAUGGUGCACUGUACCGGACUGUACCAACUGUACUGGGCCGACUGUACCGGACUGUACCAACUGUACUGGGCCGACUGUACCGGACUGUACCAACUGUACUGGGCCAUACCGACUGUACCGGACUGUACCAACUGUGCUGGGCCGACUGUACUGGACUGUAUCAACUGUACUGGGCCA
Anguilla rostrata (American eel) is the source of this 2095-nucleotide messenger RNA. It is a transcript of the gene blk, whose product is annotated as BLK proto-oncogene, Src family tyrosine kinase. Lineage: Eukaryota; Metazoa; Chordata; Actinopteri; Anguilliformes; Anguillidae. Gene Ontology annotation, biological process: innate immune response; cell surface receptor protein tyrosine kinase signaling pathway; protein phosphorylation. Gene Ontology annotation, molecular function: non-membrane spanning protein tyrosine kinase activity; signaling receptor binding; ATP binding. The transcript has 14 exons. Gene Ontology annotation, cellular component: extrinsic component of cytoplasmic side of plasma membrane. The record is from RefSeq and is a predicted model, not a curated record. Bases 370 to 1869 code for a protein of 499 amino acids.